Molecule: messenger RNA, 4897 nt
Organism: Bipolaris sorokiniana ND90Pr
Lineage: Eukaryota; Fungi; Ascomycota; Dothideomycetes; Pleosporales; Pleosporaceae
Exons: 3
Coding region: 1-4647 (1548 amino acids)
Biological process (GO): cytoskeleton organization
Cellular component (GO): mitotic actomyosin contractile ring, proximal layer; plasma membrane; cytoplasm
Molecular function (GO): protein binding; phospholipid binding
Source: RefSeq, a predicted model, not a curated record
AUGGGUGCAACGGCGACGGAGCCGCCCUCGGUCUCCCUCUCGUUCGCCAACAAUUUCUGGGGCAAAGAUGACGCCGGCGUCGGUCCUAUGCUCGACCGCAUGCAUGCGGCAAAAGUCACAAACGACGAACUCAAACACUUUUACGCCGCGCGAGCAUCAAUUGAAGAAGACUAUGCACGAAAACUCUUGAAUUUGUCGCGGAAGUCACUUGGUUCUUGCGAAACUGGCACUCUUCGACUGUCGUGCGAUGUCAUCCGAGCCGAGGUCGAAUCCAUGGGAAAGGCGCAUCAGAAUGUAGCCCAGCAGAUGAAGACAGAGCUAGAAGAGCCCCUCGCAGCCUUCGCCGGUGGAAUGAAGGAGCGGAGGAAGAUUGUGCAGAAUGGCAUUGAGAAGCUGCUCAAGCUGAAAAUGCAGCAGACAUCGACCAUGAACAAGGCACGCGACAAGUACGAGCAGGACUGUCUUAAGAUCAAGGGCUUCCUAGCGCAAGCGCACAUGGUCAUGGGACAGGAAGAGCGCAAGAAUAAGGCCAAACUGGAGAAGACGCAGAUCAACCUGGCCACAACAAGCGCCGACUACGAGGCUGCAGUCAAGGUGCUUGAAGAAACCACAGGCCGAUGGAACCGUGACUGGAAAGCUGCAUGCGACAAGUUCCAGGACCUUGAAGAAGAGCGCAUCGACUACACCAAGAGUAGCUUGUGGAAUUUCGCCAACAUUGCCUCGACCGUAUGCGUCAGCGACGACGCUUCAUGCGAGAAAAUCCGACUGUCGCUUGAGGACUGCGACGUAGAAAAGGACAUCACCGGCUUCAUCAAAGAGUCUGGAACUGGCCAGGAAAUUCCCGAUGCGCCCAAGUUCAUCAACUUUUGCAGGGGCGACGCAGAGACUUCGUCACAAGUCUCUGAGGACGAGAACUACUCAGUUGCACAAUUCGCCAGGACAUUGAAUCCGGCGUAUCGCGCUUCAUCGCCAGCGCCUUCCAACUUUGACUCUCACCACGAUCCAAACAAUCCUUUGGCUCGAGAGAUGGGACUCCAAAGGGACACACGUCCAAUCUUACCCGACGAUAUUGAUGCUCUACCCCUUCAACCUGUAGAGAGCCGUCGUCAGUCAAUGGACAGGCCACGCCAGUCAAUGGAUAGGCCUCGCCAGUCGAUAGACAUGCCUCGACAAUCAGUAGACCGGUCUCGCCAGUCGAUAGAUAUGCCUCGCCAGUCAGUGGACCGGUCUCGCCAAUCGGUAGACAGGUCCCGUCAGUCAGUAGACAUGUCUCGGCAGGCGGCCGAGUCACCACAACCAUACCUGGACGAACCGCAACAAUAUGUUGAGUCUCCACGACAUGUCGACUCGCAACGGCAACGCGCAGAGCAACCGCGACAGUCACGGCAAUAUGUGGAACAGCAAAGACAAUACAUUGAGCAGUCACAACAGCAUGUGGAGCCACUAAGGCGAUAUACAGAAUCACCGAGGUUGCAGUAUGCUGAACCACCAAGACAGCAGUAUACCGAACCCCCGAGACAGCAGCAUACCGAACCCCCGAGACAGCAGUAUACCGAACCCCCGAGACAGCAGUAUGUAGAGCCACCAAAGCCACAAUAUACGGAACCAUCCAGACAACAAUACGUCGAGUCACCUGAACCACAAUAUGUGGAACCACCAUAUGAGGAACCACCAUACGAGGAACCGCCAUACGAAGAACCACCAUACGAGGAACCACCAUACGAGGAACCACCAUACGAGGAACCACCCCAGCAGCAAUAUAUAGAGCCGCCCAAACCGCAAUAUACAGAACCGCCAAAGCAACAGCAGAUUGAGCCUCUACGAAAACGUGCAGACACACUGAGACAACGUGUAGAAUCACCACAGCCGAUACAAUCUCCCCAAGCAACACGGGGAGUGCAGCCAGACCCUCGGCUUGUCCAAGCACAAGAGCAGGCACGUCAACAGUAUCAGCAAACCCCGGUACCCCACAACGACUACCCGGCAGAUGGGAUGACCCAAUUCUGCCGCAUCGGUGCGCCACCUGAUCGAAGUUCAAUCCCAAGUCCGGUUCGUCCUGCUAGUAGGGGUUCGCAGAGUGACUGUUCAAAUCCCAAUUCCUUCUCAAGUGUCGAGCCACCCAGUGGCUCUUGUUCACCUGGCAAGCCGAUGGCUGCUCCAUCGAUUCCUGAACCUAGCCCGAUUGAAGAGGGUACUGUGCAGAAGAAGAGAGGAUUCUUCAACAGCCCGUUCGCGAGGAGAAAGAGCAAGCAUGAGAUCGAGCCACCAGCUCUCGCGCCCAGCACCCGGAAAACCUGGACACCUCCCUCACGGAGGAAUACCGAAGAGAACAACAGUCUGACAAAGAGUUUUGUCAUCAGGCCUACUCGGGCUAUUGAGAGCAAACCACCUUCUCCCGGUCCGGAACCAGCUGAUCCACGGGCAAACUUCCAGCUCAACGUUGGUAACAACGUAUUUGACGUCGCUUCACCGGACAAGAAGAAGCAGGAACCGGAGCCUGAGGCGCAGGAAGAACUCGAUCCCAUUGCACAGGCUCUUGAAGAGCUGAGGGGUGUUACCAAGCAGACUUCAGUUCGUCAGCCUGAAGAGCGCAAACAAGCUGCUGUACGCCAGACUGCAGAUCGUUAUCACGGUCUUGCCACACCGGCACCUCCUGCUACUCCUGCUGUCGGUUCAAAGCUGGCUGGCAGCGUACCUACACCACUUUCUAGUGCCAGCAUCACUGCGGCAAAACGGGGCACGCCUCCGCCCUCAUACGAGCAGCCACCCAUGUCCCGUCUGGGCGCCCCUAAGCCAGCACAUACAGCUCGCCAGAUGCAAAAGACCACACAAAUGUAUGUGAAUCAAAAGGUGAACAUGUUCAAUGGGGGCGAUGCAGCUCGUCCUCCAAGCCGGAGCCCAACGAAGCAAGAGGCUCCCCGUACUACUGCUGCUACUCCGCAGGCUGCCUCCCCACGAACUGCCUCCCCAGCACCUGCGCGUGCUGUCAGUCCACGACCAACUCUGCAAACGGCAAAACAAACUCCGUCCCAGAAUUCCUACCGGACUACUCCAACGCAGCAACAACCUCAAUCGCCGUCAACCUAUCAGCCCGUGCAGCGACAGUCGACAAUUCCCUCACAGCCUGCGCAAAGACCACCAUCUCAAGCAUCUCAGCGUCCACUACGCCAACAAGCAGCUGCUCAGGCAGUAUCUCGGCCUGCAUCCAGACAACAGUCACAGCAGCAGAAACCUUCACCGGCUACUCAGCCAGUACCACGACCUGCAUCUAGACAGCAGGCACAGCCGCAGGUAACGCCACCAGCUGCUCAGCAGGCAUCACGGCCCAUGUCCAGACAGCAGACACAGCAGCAGCCAGCUUCUCCCGCAGCUUCAAAUAAUCGGACGGAGUCACCAAAUCCCUAUGCUCCAUCUAGUGCUGGAGGCAGACCGCGGGCUCAGACAGGCACUGCUUCGGCUCAGGCUUAUGGUACACCUAUGGGUCGUAACACGUUCACGUCUUCGCGUGGUCAAUCACCGACUGUCAACAACACACAAACUGCUGCAUCACCCAAGCCUCUGCAACAGAAACCUGUCCAACAACAGCAGGCCUCGCAGCCAAAGCCUGUGCAACAGCCGCCUCCACAGCAAAAGCCUGUCCAACAGCCGCCUCCACAACCAAAGCCUGUGCAACAGCCGCCUCCACAGCCAAAGCCUGUCCAACAGCCGCCUCCACAGCCAAAGCCUGUCCAACAGCCGCCUCCACAGCCAAAACCUGUCCAACAGCCGCCUCCACAGCCAAAGCCUGUCCAACGGCAACCUCCACAGCCAAAGCCUGUCCAGCAAGUACCACGGCCCGCAUCUAGACAGCAAGCACAACAGCCUUCCCCACAAAAGCCAGUUCAGCAACAGCAACCUCCACAACCAAAGCCUGUCCAGCAAGUACCACGGCCCGCAUCUAGACAGCAAGCACAGCAACCUCCCCCACAAAAGCCAGUUCAGCAACCGCCUCCUCAGCAGCAGCAACCCUCACAACAGAAACCUGCUCCACAAGCGUCCAGACCUGCAUCCAGACAACAGGCACAGCCGCCUCCCCAGCAGCAGCCACCUCCUCAGCAACCCCCUCAACCAGCCUUUGCGCAAGCCCAAUCCCGUCCACAAUCCCGCGCGGCCGCAUCUUCUCGAGCAGCAAGCCCCAACCCUCAAUUUCGCCAAUCCUUUGAUCGGCCUGGUAGCUCUCUAGGCAGCGAAAUGGCCUUGGCCCUUUCCACCGCUGGUAGCGAGCGCGGUGAUGGCAGCGUCUACGGCGGAAGCCAGUACGGAGGCAGUGUGCGCGGCAGAGCCAAUACCGCCCGCCCGCAGAGUUCGUACAUGGGCAGCGAAUUUGGGUUCAACGGCGGAUCGGGAAGCUCCGUGAGAGCGGAGUCGAGAGUGCGCAGUAAGAGUCUUGCUGAGCCAAAGAAUUAUAACAGUCAGGGACGAUUGAUUUUGAAUUAUUCUCGUGCCAUGUACUCGUACGCAGCCCAGAUUCCAGAGGAGCUAGGAUUCCAAAAGGGAGAUAUCCUUGCUGUUCUCCGUCUGCAGGAUGAUGGAUGGUGGGAGGCUGAAGCAGUGGGCAAGCAGGGUCGACCAGGUCUUGUGCCCUCCAACUACCUGCAGCCUUGCUAGAUGGUAUUUGAAAUGUUUUGGAAGAAAGAAAUAAGGUGAGAUUUAAUGAAUGCGUUGGUUUAGUUCAUCUUUGUUUUCUUGUAUUCAGCGAACUUUUUGAUUUACACAUACCCACUCUCGUUCCUAUAAGCUCAUGUUUGGCGUUUUUAAGGGAGAUUGUUUUAAUUGGGUUUGUUGGUUUGACGAAGCGAUGGGACAGACAGAUGGGCACAUAUAUGUAGUGAACGAAAUUGUACAUGAUUCAACGCAC